This is a messenger RNA of Xenia sp. Carnegie-2017, 3017 nucleotides long. RefSeq names its product adhesive plaque matrix protein 2-like. Gene Ontology annotation, molecular function: calcium ion binding. The record is from RefSeq and is a predicted model, not a curated record. Gene Ontology annotation, cellular component: plasma membrane; protein-containing complex. Lineage: Eukaryota; Metazoa; Cnidaria; Anthozoa; Malacalcyonacea; Xeniidae. Bases 47 to 2887 code for a protein of 946 amino acids. The transcript has 25 exons. Gene Ontology annotation, biological process: establishment or maintenance of epithelial cell apical/basal polarity; heterophilic cell-cell adhesion.
AAUUUUUGUCAGUUGAGGAGAACUGGUUGUGUCUCGUCCAUUCAACAUGAUGAAGUCAAGUCUCGCGAUUUUAGCUGCAGUUCUUGCCGCAAUGGUAAUCUCCACAAAUGCAAGGAGACUGAUCAUUAGACGAAAAGUCUGCUUCAACGCCAAUUGGUGGAAAUCGUUUGACAAAAAAGGAUGGUCAACAUGCGGCAGAACCAAUUAUUAUAUUACUGGGUUUUAUCGAAAUAAGCGAUCCUUUUUCAGAAGAGAUGGCAUUUACAAACUUGAAGAAGCAAGAUGCUGCCAACCGAGGUUACUAUACGGAGGAAGGAGGACUGUUUGUGUAAACGCAAAUUGGUGGAAAUCUUUCGACAGAAAAUACUCUUGGAAUGUUUGUCCAACGGGAUAUUAUCUAAAUGGUCUCUAUCGCUCAAAUGGGAAGUCAUUGCACCACAUCGAGCAAGGAAAAUGCUGCAAACCAGUCGCUUAUCCAAACAAAUAUGGUCACUGUUACUACAAAUCCGUCAAAUAUGCCUUUAAUAAAAAAGGAUGGACAACGUGUAAUAGAGUUGGCUACUACAUAACUGGCUUAAAAAGAGGUAGAGGGCGAUGGCUUCACAACAUUGACUACUUCAAAUGCUGCAGAUUGCUUAAACCCAUCCAUGCUUGUGCCAAAAAACCAUGCAAGAAUCGGGGUGUUUGUUUAAGUAUUGGAUAUUCUUAUCGAUGUAGAUGUAGAUAUCCCUAUUAUGGAAGAAAUUGCCAGUUCAUCAAUGCUUGUGCCAGAAGACCAUGCAAGAAUAAGGGUGUUUGUUUAAAGAUUGGAUCUUCCUAUCGAUGUAGAUGUAAAUAUCCCUAUUAUGGAAGGAAUUGCCAGUACCUCAAUGCUUGUGCCAGAAAACCAUGCAAGAAUAAGGGUGUUUGUUUAAGGAUUGGAUAUUCUUAUCGAUGUACAUGUAAAUAUCCCUAUUAUGGAAGGAAUUGCCAGUACCUUAAUGCUUGUGCCAGAAGACCAUGCAAGAAUAAGGGUGUUUGUUCAAGGAUUGGAUCUUCUUAUCGAUGUUCAUGUAAAUAUCCCUAUUAUGGAAGGAAUUGCCAAUACAUCAAUGCUUGUGCCAGAAGACCAUGCAAGAAUAAGGGUGUUUGUUCAAGGAUUGGAUCUUCUUAUCGAUGUAGAUGUAAAUAUCCCUAUUAUGGAAGGAAUUGCUUGUCCAUCCAUGCUUGUGCCAGAAAGCCAUGCAAGAAUAAGGGUGUUUGUUUAAGGAUUGGAUCUUCCUAUCGAUGUAGAUGUAAAUAUCCCUAUUAUGGAAGGAAUUGCCAGUACAUCCAUGCCUGUGCUAGAAAACCGUGCAAGAAUAAGGGUGUUUGUAUAAGGAUUGGAUUAUCUUAUCGCUGUAAAUGCAAAUAUCCAUACUAUGGAAGGAAUUGUCAAUUUAAGAAUGCCUGUGUUAAACGACCAUGCAAGAAUAAGGGUGUUUGUAUAAGGAUUCGAUCUUCCUAUCGAUGUAGAUGUAAAUAUUCAUAUUAUGGAAGGAAUUGCCAGUUUAAGAAUGCCUGUGUUAAACGACCAUGCAAGAAUAAGGGUGUUUGUAUACGGAUUGGAUCUUCCUAUCGAUGUAAAUGUAGAUAUCCCUAUUAUGGAAGGAAUUGUUUGUACAUCAAUGCUUGUGUUAAAAGACCAUGCAAGAAUAAAGGUGUUUGUUUAAGGAUUGGAUCUUCCUAUCGAUGUAGAUGUAAAUAUCCUUAUUAUGGAAGGAAUUGUCAGUCCGUCAAUGCUUGUUAUAAAAGGCCAUGCAGGAAUAAAGGUGUUUGCCAGUUGCUUGGAUCAUCAUAUCGCUGUAAAUGUAAAUAUCCAUAUUAUGGAAGGAAUUGUCAAUACAUCAACGCUUGUGCCAGAAAACCAUGCAAGAAUCGGGGUGUUUGUAUAAGGAUUGGAUCUUCUUAUCGAUGUAGAUGUAAAUAUCCCUAUUAUGGAAGAAAUUGCCAGUUCAUCAAUGCUUGUGCCAGAAGACCAUGCAAGAAUAAGGGUGUUUGUUUAAAGAUUGGAUCUUCUUAUCGAUGUUCAUGUAAAUAUCCCUAUUAUGGAAGGAAUUGCCAGUUCAUCCAUGCUUGUGCCAGAAAACCAUGCAAGAAUAAGGGUGUUUGUUUAAGGAUUGGAUUUUCUUAUCGAUGUAGAUGUAGAUAUCCCUAUUAUGGAAGAAAUUGCCAGUACCUCAAUGCUUGUGCCAGAAGGCCAUGCAAGAAUAAGGGUGUUUGUUCAAGGAUUGGAUCUUCUUAUCGAUGUUCAUGUAAAUAUCCCUAUUAUGGAAGGAAUUGUCAAUACCUCAAUGCUUGUGCAAGAAGACCAUGCAAGAAUAAGGGUGUUUGUUUAAGGAUUGGAUCUUCUUAUCGAUGUAGAUGUAGAAAUCCUUAUUAUGGAAGGAAUUGCUUGUUAAGAAGACAUAUUUGUUUGAAGAAACCUUGUAAGUAUGGUGGUCGUUGUGUCAGAAUUGGACGUUCUUAUCAAUGUCGGUGCAGAUAUGGUUACUUUGGAAAGAAUUGUCAGUUAAGAAGACAUAUUUGUUUGAAGAAACCUUGUAAGUAUGGUGGUCGUUGUGUCAGAAUUGGACGUUCUUAUCAAUGUCGGUGCAGAUAUGGUUACUUUGGAAAGAAUUGUCAGUUAAGAAGACAUAUUUGUUUGAAGAAACCUUGUAAGUAUGGUGGUCGUUGUGUCAGAAUUGGACGUUCUUAUCAAUGUCGGUGCAGAUAUGGUUACUUUGGAAAGAAUUGUCAGUAUUACAAUGCUUGCAAUAGACGACCUUGUAAGAAUAAUGGUCUUUGUAUCCGUCUUGGUUUUUCGUAUCGAUGUAAUUGUAAGCAUGGGUACUAUGGAAAAAAUUGCGAAAGCUCCAUUUAUGGCUAAGAAUAUACAUCAUCUGCCGUCUUAAUCAAAGAAAAUUUCGAACUUAGAAUUAGAUGAAACUAGUUUAAGUAACAGAUUACACCUAGAUUUCACUGUAGUGUUUUUUUUUUUGUAUUUCUUUCAAUAAAAC